GGCGGCGGCGGCGGCGGCGAUGCUGUCGGGCACCGAGACGGCGGCAGCAGAGUGCGAGGAUGCGGAGCUGCGGUGCCGCGUGGCCGUGGAGGAGCUGAGCCCCGGCGGGCAGCCGCGAAAGCGUCAGUCCCUGCGCACCGCGGAGCUGAGCCUGGGUCGCAACGAGCGCCGGGAGCUGAUGCUGCGGCUGCAGGCGCCGGGGCCCGCGGGGCGACCGCGCUGCUUCCCACUGCGCGCAGCGCGCCUCUUCACGCGCUUCGCCGCCGCCGGGCGCAGCGCGCUACGUCUCCCUGCCGACGGCGCUCCCCGGCCGGGCGCCGGCGCCGUGCAGCUGCUGCUCUCCGACUGCCCCCCAGACCGCCUGCGCCGCUUCCUACGCACGCUGCGGCUCAAGCUGGCAGCGGCCCCAGGGCCCGGGCCCGUUUCCGCCCGCGCGCGGCUGCUCGGCCCGCGGCCCCGAGACUUCGUCACCAUCAGCCCCUUGCAGCCCGAGGAGUUACGGCGCGCGGCGGCCACCCGGGCGCUGGACACCACGCGGAUGAAGUUGCCCGAGAAGCCCCAGACUGGGGCCGGGCACAGCAAGGAAGCCCCAAGGUGGCCCCUGCCUGUGAAGAGGCUGAACUUGCCCCCCAGCAAGCCCCAGCUUUCUGAGGAACAGGCCGCUGUGCUGAGCGUGGUGCUGAAAGGCCAGAGCGUUUUCUUCACUGGGAGUGCAGGGACAGGGAAGUCCUACCUGCUGAAGCGUAUCCUGGGCUCACUGCCCCCCACAGGCACUGUGGCCACCGCUAGCACUGGGGUGGCAGCCUGUCACAUUGGGGGCACCACCCUCCACGCCUUUGCAGGCAUCGGCUCCGGCCGGGCCCCCCUGGCCCAAUGUGUGGCCCUGGCCCAGCGGCCAGGCGUGCGGCAGGGCUGGCUGAGCUGCCAGCGGCUGGUCAUUGAUGAGAUCUCCAUGGUGGAAGCGGACCUAUUUGACAAGCUGGAAGCUGUGGCCAGAGCUGUCCGGCAGCAGGACAAGCCCUUUGGAGGGAUCCAGCUCAUCAUCUGUGGGGACUUCCUACAACUGCCACCUGUGACCAAGGGCUCCCAGCCCCCGCAGUUCUGUUUCCAGGCCAAGAGCUGGAGGAGAUGCAUUCCAGUGACCCUGGAGCUGACUGAGGUGUGGAGGCAGGCGGACCAGGCCUUCAUCUCUUUGCUGCAGGCUGUGAGGCUGGGCAGGUGCUCAGAUGAGGUAACCCACCAGCUCCGGUCUACAGCUACCCACAAGGUGGGGCGGGAUGGGAUUGUGGCCACGAGGCUCUGCACCCACCAGGAUGAUGUGGCCCUCACCAAUGAGAGGCGGCUGCAGGAGCUGCCAGGCAAGGUGCACAGCUUUGAGGCUAUGGACAGUGACCCGGAGCAGGCCCAGGCCCUGGAUGCCCAGUGUCCUGCUAGUCGGCUCCUUCAGCUAAAGCUGGGGGCCCAGGUGAUGCUGGUGAAGAACCUGGCGGUGUCUCGGGGCCUGGUGAAUGGGGCCCGAGGGGUGGUCGUUGGGUUUGAGACCGAGGGGAGAGGGCUGCCCCAGGUGAGAUUCCUGUGUGGAAUCACUGAGGUCAUCCGGGCUGACCGCUGGACGGUGCAGGCCACUGGGGGCCAGCUCCUCAGCCGGCAGCAGCUACCCCUCCAGCUGGCCUGGGCGAUAUCCAUCCACAAGAGUCAGGGCAUGUCCCUGGAUUGCGUGGAGAUCUCUCUGGGCCGGGUGUUUGCCAGUGGCCAGGCGUACGUGGCCCUCUCCCGGGCCCGUAGCCUACAGGGCCUGCGUGUGCUGGACUUUGACCCCAUGGUGGUAUGCUGCGACCCCCGUGUGCUGCGCUUCUAUGCUGCCCUGCGGCGGGACAGGGGGCUCAGUCUGGAAUCCCCAAAUGACGACGAGGCAGCCUCAGACCAGAAUGUGGACCCGAACUUCUGAGUGCAGCCCCAAAGAGAAGAAAAAGAGUCUCCCCAUCCUCCUGCUCCCUGGUGGGGCAAGGCCUAGGGAGCAACGGGAGGAGGGUGGCCAGUGUCCCUCUCCCCUUUCUUUAGGGGCUCUCAGU
Messenger RNA from Trichechus manatus latirostris (Florida manatee), 2072 nucleotides. It is a transcript of the gene PIF1, whose product is annotated as PIF1 5'-to-3' DNA helicase. Gene Ontology annotation, molecular function: DNA helicase activity. The record is from RefSeq and is a predicted model, not a curated record. Gene Ontology annotation, biological process: DNA repair; telomere maintenance. Lineage: Eukaryota; Metazoa; Chordata; Mammalia; Sirenia; Trichechidae. Bases 20 to 1948 code for a protein of 642 amino acids. The transcript has 12 exons.